CUUUCGCUAUCUUCGUCCCUCGCUACACGCCGGGGCAGGUGCGGCGGCCGUCCCGGAAGAGGCAACCGAAAAACGUUGGAGCAGGACCCCUGAGAGAGGGCAGGGGGGCUCGAAGAGUUGGUGGGCGUGAGGCAGAUACUCAGGCGUGGAGGACACUGUCGCUGUUGUCCCCAAUCCUGGUCCCAGCGAUGGGGGUGCAUCGGGAGCCGGGGGAACUUUAAAGGCAGAGGGUCCAGGGGUGUGAAAGCUAUAAGCUCCUGGGGACUCAGGAGUCACGGCCCCAACGUCAGUGACGGAAACGUCUCCGAACCCGCCGGGGCCUCAGCGCCGCCAGAGAGGAAGUUCUUUGCAACUUCGUCUGAGACGUCGGAGAGCCGAGUGGAGCGAGGCUGGGGCUGCAACUCCAAGCCCCAGAGACUCAGAGAAGCAGAGAAAGAAUCCGGUGGAGACCGAGGGGUCGAGAGAGACUCUAGAGGCAGCGAGGCCGUGGAACCAGCCUGGCAGCCCGCGGGCCUCGCUGCCCCUUGAGUGAAACCAAGGGCCGUGUGUCCCGCAGGCCUCCUCAAAGCCGCUCCUACCGGAAGCCGGGGGCUCCUUGCCGUCCCAGAGACGGGCCCCUACGAUAUGCCCCCAAAGCUGCCAGUUCCUUGGCCGCAUCUACUCUGGCCCGGCUCCGCAGCCGCUGCCUGAGACGGCCCAGGAGGGAAGCCACCAGGAGUUGGGCGCCCCACUCCCAGCCGGACUGCACUAGCGCCGUUUCCCGCCUCUAGGCGCAGCUCUCGGCGAUCUCCAGCGGAGCAGCUCUGAGAGAGGCCCCGGAGAUCCAGCAGCGUUUUCUGAGCCCAGAUCGCACACUACCCGGCCUGGCGGCGUGGCUCCCUAGCCGCGCUGGGCAGCCCCUUGGCGCCGGGAGGCGGCGGCGUCGGCCGGCCUGCAGUCUGGAGCGCCCCGAUGGAAAUACACUGUAAGCACGACCCGUUUGCAUCCAUGCAUAGACAUGGAGGAGUGAAUCAGCUUGGGGGGGUUUUUGUGAAUGGACGGCCACUCCCAGAUGUAGUCCGCCAAAGGAUAGUGGAACUCGCUCAUCAAGGUGUCAGGCCCUGUGACAUCUCAAGGCAGCUUCGAGUCAGCCAUGGUUGUGUCAGCAAAAUUCUCGGCAGGUAUUAUGAGACGGGGAGCAUCAAGCCUGGAGUAAUUGGAGGAUCCAAACCAAAGGUCGCCACGCCCAAAGUGGUGGAAAAAAUCGCUGAGUAUAAACGCCAAAAUCCCACCAUGUUUGCCUGGGAGAUCAGGGACCGGCUGCUGGCGGAACGGGUGUGUGACAAUGACACGGUGCCCAGCGUCAGUUCCAUCAACAGGAUCAUCCGGACGAAAGUACAACAACCACCCAACCAGCCAGUCCCAGCUUCCAGUCACAGCAUAGUGUCCACGGGCUCCGUGACGCAGGUGUCGUCGGUGAGCACGGACUCGGCCGGCUCCUCGUACUCUAUCAGCGGCAUCCUGGGCAUCACGUCCCCCAGCGCCGACACCAACAAGCGCAAGAGGGAUGAAGGUAUUCAGGAAUCUCCAGUGCCCAACGGUCACUCACUGCCGGGCAGAGAUUUCCUCCGGAAGCAGAUGCGGGGAGACCUGUUCACACAGCAGCAGCUGGAGGUGCUGGACCGCGUGUUUGAGAGGCAGCACUACUCGGACAUCUUCACCACCACGGAGCCCAUCAAGCCCGAGCAGUGGUGCCCCGUGCUGAUGAGACAAUACUUGGUGCAGCCCCAGGCAGUCCUUUUCCAGACCACUGAGUAUUCAGCGAUGGCCUCGCUGGCUGGAGGGCUGGACGACAUGAAGGCCAACCUGACCAGUCCCACCCCUGCCGACAUCGGGAGCAGCGUGCCUGGACCACAGUCCUACCCCAUUGUGACAGGCCGUGACUUGGCGAGCACGACCCUCCCCGGGUACCCUCCGCACGUCCCCCCCGCCGGACAGGGCAGCUACUCAGCACCGACGCUGACAGGGAUGGUGCCUGGGAGUGAGUUUUCCGGGAGCCCCUACAGCCACCCUCAGUAUCCCUCGUACAACGACUCCUGGAGGUUCCCCAACCCGGGGCUGCUCGGCUCCCCGUACUAUUACAGCGCCGCGGCCCGAGGAGCUGCCCCACCUGCAGCCGCCACUGCCUACGACCGUCACUGACCCUCGGAGCCAGGCGGGCGCCAAGCACUUAUAACACAUAUCACUGAGGGCGAUAGCCUCUCAGCCCCUCUGAAGACAGCCAGAGAGGCCCAGUGAGACCAUCCCCCAGCAAUCCCCUCUCGCCUGAAACUCCCUCCCAACCUUUUCCUGCCAGGGAGCUGGGGUUCUAUGGUAAGGCCAUUGGACUUCUCGACACACAUCCAUUUCUAAGAGUCAAUCAGUGAGCUUCUCCCAACAGCAACCAGGUCUCUGCAAAGCCACAGACUAUUCUGCAGACAACUGUAGCCCUAGCCUUGCCUGCCAGUCCCCAGCUGACUGACCAUCCACCUGUCUUCCUGCCCCAGGCCUGGGAAGGAGAGCUUGCUUUUGUCACUUCAACAGCACCCGUGUAAAUACCUUCUUGCUUUUCUGUGGGCCUGAGGGUCCAACUGAGCAGACUGCCCACCCAUUAUGCAUCCAGUACUCCUGAUGUGUCACAGGACAUCUUAGACCUGUGUGCAGAGCAUCCCCUCUGUCCUGGCUGCCCCCUACAGGUGGGCUCGGAGUUGUCCUUGAGACUAAGGAUGCCCACCUCCGGGCACAGCCUCCUGCUCAUUGCUACUUCUUUAACGUCUGGACUAAGAGGCUCAUCAGGCUGGUUAUGCUUCAAGCUUCCCCCCUGAGAUCCCUCCUUGGGAGAAACACACUGGAGAGAUGCCCUGCCUUCCUGACUCCAUUUUUUUGGCCCCAGUGCAGUGUGAGCAGCUCUUUUCCAUAUCAAAGGACUCAGAACAAUGAACUGUCUGGGAGAUUCCUCAGCUACAAAGUCUAAAGAUACUGUCCAAGGUGCUGACUGCAUUGUGGACUUGGAAUCCUGGGGCUGGACAGGACCCAGAAGACCAUAGUCCAAGGCUGGGACUCCCAAGCCCCUGGAACCACUGAACUGAACUGGGAUGUAUUUUCUGAGGCAUGCCCAGGCUCAAAUCACAUUGGACACCCACCAUGGACAUUUCUCCCACCCUCCAGGAUGCCAGAAAGUGGAUUCUGGACAAGCCUGUCCCUGGCACAUAGACAAUAAUUAACAGAAAAGACAUUAUUGCACUGAGGACCACUCACACCUACAGCAGUCAGCCAGAGCUUCCCAAUUAGCCCCUCCCUGUCCCCGUGGAGCCUAGUAUACAGCUAGGAAUAGAGGUGCUGGCGUAGGAGCAGAUGCCUAACUUUGUACAGUGGGUAUAUACCUACUGAUGCAAGGGGUGGUGACGGUCAGGGCCAUGGCCAAGGACCCUGGGAGCUUGGAGACCUCGGUGGAUUCUGGAGUGGUCAGAAAAAACACUUGGGAAGAUGUGGGGGACAGAGGAAGGCCUUUCAGGAGGGGAGCAAGAUCAGCAGUAAGGAGCUGCUGUGUGAACUGGGAGUGGUUUUGAAAUAGGCGUGCCAGGGGCCACCAUCCCUUUGCCUGGAGCCUCGAUUCUUUCAGUGGUCUUUCUUGCCAAGUCAGAACAAGCUGAAGGCCCUGUCCCAAUCUAGGCUUGAUUACGUAGAUGAAAAUGGACUUUGCCGUCUUGUGUGACAGGGUCUCUGAUGUUUGCAUGUCACCAAGUUGGCAAAGAGCUGGGGCAGCGCACAGCCUGGUGUUACUGGGCCUGGGAGGUCUUGUCCUGGCCACACCACUUCUUUGCUGUGUGACCUCGGACAAGACCUUCCCCUUUGAGCCUCGGCUGCCUUGGUAUAGCUGGGUCACCUACAAGGCCAUCCUCCAGUUAUCUCCUUGCCUUCCUCUUUCCCAGGGUGCUGGGACUGUAACUGGGCCAUCCGGGGGCAGGUCUUCUACUUCUGAGCAAGCAUAGGGGGUGGGCAUCUAUGUCCUACUAAUAUUUGGACCAAAUGGGAAAUAAGAACACGCAGAGGGAUGGGAAUCUGCCUUGAAAAGAUCUAGUCCAGCUCCUCCCAGGGGAAAUUGAGGCCCAGUUUGGGGAAGCCUAGGACAAUGCAGGGAAAUAGAACAGAUCUCUGGCCACCACGCGUUUUCUCCCCAACAUCCUACAAGGAGGUGGGAGAGAAGAGGAAACCGGGGCUCAACGAGGUGGAGUCCCCAGGUGGUGACUGGCAGAGGUGGGGCUAAGAUUCAGCCUCCUGACCCCUGGCACAAGGUGAUCCCUCCAUCCCUGGGGAGGGAAGUUGACAGCAAGGGCAGUGGGAAAUCGUUCUGGGCCCACUGCCACAGAUGGAAAGUCCUGAGCUAUUAGUGACAAGGAGGCCAAGCCACCCAGGGCAGAGGUGGAGCCAGGGUGCUCCCUGCAGGCACACCCACCACCUUGGAACCUGCUGGGCGAAGAAGGGAGGUAGCUUCGGGCAGAGCCCACCUCCAGGAACAGGAUGAACUAGCUCCAGCCUCCACCUGCCAGGCAAGGUAGGAGAAGGUACGGUAGCUGGCCUCUCCUUUCCUCCUUUCCUCCCUCCUUCCCUCCUGCAGGAAUGGGUGGGCCCAGGGGUCUGCAGAUCAGGCCUUUGGCCUUUUGUACCCACACCUUUGGUCCACGUCCCCCCUUGUGGUCUCAGGCUAUUGGGAAGUUGGCCUUCCCUGAACCAACUGCUUAAAGCAAACACUGUCCUUCCUCAUCAGAGCCCAGCUGGUACCCUUCUGUUCCUUCUUGUGCCCUGUGAUGAGCUCUGUCCAUGCCUUUCCUAUGCCCCCUGAGGCUCUGCUGGUCUUCAGAUCGCAUUUGUACUUAUAAAACAACCCUUGAUUCCUGGGCUGCCGGGCAGAAGCACAAGAGCACAAGGAUGUACGCGCAUGUUCUCACACAAGUACCUGCUCUCCCCAGCCCAGAGUCCACGCGCUGCGUGGUGGAACUGCCUGGGAGCUUAGAGAGAAAGGUUCCAAAGGACACAAGCCGUUGAGUAAAUGCCAGAGAAUUCUGAAUGGAAAACAAGGCCAGGGCUUUCACCAGCACUCUGGCUGGAGGCCUGGGGUGCUCCUCCACAGGUCUUCAGCCCUAUGUUCCAGCUCUGACUUUCAGAAAGGACCCUGUGGAUUUUA
This is a messenger RNA of Lutra lutra (Eurasian river otter), 5203 nucleotides long. RefSeq names its product paired box 5 (gene PAX5). NCBI's taxonomy places the organism in Eukaryota, Metazoa, Chordata, Mammalia, Carnivora, Mustelidae. Gene Ontology annotation, biological process: regulation of transcription by RNA polymerase II; anatomical structure development. Bases 952 to 2181 code for a protein of 409 amino acids. Gene Ontology annotation, molecular function: RNA polymerase II cis-regulatory region sequence-specific DNA binding; DNA-binding transcription factor activity, RNA polymerase II-specific. The transcript has 11 exons. The record is from RefSeq and is a predicted model, not a curated record.